Molecule: messenger RNA, 6807 nt
Organism: Patiria miniata (bat star)
Lineage: Eukaryota; Metazoa; Echinodermata; Asteroidea; Valvatida; Asterinidae
Product: mucin-like protein
Exons: 31
Coding region: 1-4941 (1646 amino acids)
Biological process (GO): cell-matrix adhesion
Molecular function (GO): calcium ion binding
Source: RefSeq, a predicted model, not a curated record
AUGUUUGCAUGGUGGGGUAUCGAUAUCGACGAAUGUGACCCGGAUGUUCCUCUUCAUGACUGUGAUGAGAAUGCUUACUGUGUGGACACGGCUCAGAGCUUUUACUGCGUGUGCAACGUUGGAUAUACAGGGAAUGGUUCAUCAUGCGCAGAUGUUGAGCCUCCGGACAUCUCUUGCGCCACUAAUCUGACGGUUUACACGGACUGUCACAAGAGCUUCUCAACAAUCUCACUGCCUGAUGUCCAUUCUGUAUAUGACAACUCUGGAGCAUCGUACACCAUCACCGUCCAAGUAAACGGCUCUCCAUACGAGAUUGGUGACACUGUCACUUUCGAUCUUGAGACGUCUCCACAUUUGAUGCGCUACAAAGCGACCGACCAGUCAUCGAAUAGUGCAACGUGCGACACACUCGUCAUCGUUUCCUCCGUGAACGACGGUGAGUCCUGCCUAGCUACUGGUAGCCCACCCAACUGCAUAUGUUCUUCAAAUCAGCCAAGGGAUUGCAUGUGUUCGUCAGGAUUUUGUGGACAUGAUUGCUCACUGAACGACGUGGGAACUGAAUGUACUGGACCCAACACACCCUUUCGGAAUUGCAAGGACAUCAACGAAUGCUUUUCAGGAUUCACAGGUCCACAGUGCAAUGAACUAAGCGCCACAACAAAUUGUCCAGAAGUUGCAAACGAGUGUCUAAAACAGGGCGUGACCUCCGUGUCAAUCACAUGGACCCAAGUCGCAGCUGUCGAGCCAUCUGGUGAACCAAUCUUUCCUUCUGACAUCACUUGCGUGGAUAUCACCGACGGGGCUAGUGUCACACUCACAGGGGGCGUGUUCGGGAUAGGGACGCACGAAGUUGUCUGCUCUUCGGAUACGCAGACCGGUGUCGUCCCACAGUGUUUGAUCUCCUUUACUGUUUCAACCUAUCCCGUUCUUGGAGUUCCAAAUUUAGGAGACCAGUGCACCGAUCCAGGACAGGAAACAUCCACAGUGACUUGGAGUGUAGUACCAGCCACAGCUGCUGGUGACCUAGUCGUCACCUGCACAGAUUCUGGAGAUGGAAUGGACGUGGGCGCAUCAGGAGGUGUAUUUGGAGUAGGAACUCACGUUAUAACAUGCACUGCCAUCAAUUCAGGUGGAUGUGUCAGAUCGAAAGCAUUUGGAUUCAACGUCAUUGUUGGUAAUCACAUUCCAUUUGGGCUGGAGGUUGGCGAUUCUCUUCUAUCACAAGCAAUGCAAGAGAAGCAGCAGUCCAAGAAGGAUUUGAUAUCUCCAACUAUUUAUCCGCCGAAUUUCUUCCCCUUCUGCGAUGAGCUGUUUGAGAAAAUUUACUUCACUGACAACGGCGUGAUUGUUCUGUCCAAUGAUAAAAGCCUCGAUAAAUUCGCGUUUCCUGGUACCAAAAGUUCAGCGUUUCCUAACGGUCCGAGAAUGAUAACACCAUUCUGGGCGGAUGUCAAAGCAGAUGGUUUUUCCAACAAAAAGAACGUCUUCUGGCAGGUGUAUGACCAGUACGAUCCCAACACCAACCAAGACAUGUUAGAUAUUAUCAAAGCCAUUGUAUCAACUGCCAUGGGAGCUCAGAACUACACGGCAGCAGCAUACUGGGCACUAGUUGUCACUUGGAGUAAUGUUCAGCCAGUUUCAAUCGCAGCUGAUACGAACACAUUCCAGGCCAUACUCCUGACGGAUUCCAUCCAUAGCUAUGUCAUAUUCAACUACGAUCCUUGCAACAUGAAUUGGGACACCGCCUUUCUAGCCAACAAAAACGUCAUCCUGGGCUACACGUGCGGUGUUUCUAGCCAGAGCGUAUACGUGGAUGUCCCCGCGGAUUCGUUGUUCCGUCCAGGAAGCAUCGUCGGGAAUUCAGGGCAGAAAGGCCGCUGGGUGUUCCAACUUGACAGCCUCCCAGAUGACUUCAUCAACCCGCGCUUAUCAUGCCGUAACUGGCACAGUCAUCAGCAACCGUAUCCAGUCUUCGAUGUGUACUAUCCUCCGUUUGCCAACACGUGCCCCUGCAGUUUGAUAAUGGCCUGGUUCGAUUGGAGAUUUCUGAGCAUAUCAUGGUGGCAUCCUUAUUUUGUUCCUAAGGGGGUCGUCUGGGAUUACUUUCAAGACAGAUCCGUCAUUUGCUUCGUGCGACUGUAUCAAGCCCCGGGGACCCCUGGCCCACAAUGCUGCUAUAAGAGAUGGACUGGUGAUCUCCUGCUUGACAUCAGGAAUCCUCGAGUCGCUUCAGUCUUUGAGAGGUUUCCAUUCAGUCCAUUAUUCCACACGCCCGAUGUGUUUCAGAAGUGGUACGAGGAAGAGGUUCUUUCCCGCUACUACUGUUGUGAAAGUUCGACCCUGUGUGACCUGUAUACUGAAACUCGCCCUCUCAUGACUUGCUCUCACUAUCUGCCAACGUUUUGGGGUUGGUUUUGGGGAGAUCCGCACGUGAGAACACUGGAUGGUCUGGACUACACCUUCAAUGGUCUGGGUGAAUACACACUGGUCCUGAUUGAAGACGUAGAAAGAGGCGAACAACUGUUCGAGCUUCAAGGCCGCACGCAGAGAGUGGUUGAUCGCAAAACGGAGCAACUAACUGAUGCUACCGAGUACAGUGGCUUUGCGGCUUUAGACAGUGUCAGCGGUUCCAGGGUUGAAAUAAAACUGAACGAAGACGCCACAGACCUUAUAACGACAGUCAAUGGGGAAGUAGUUGAACCAACAAUGACAGGAUUGAUGUUUGACGACUUAACUGUGAAGAGGGAGGAGGAGCCUUCAAAAGUGGUGGCAUCAUUUGCUUCAGAUAUCCAGUUUUCCGUCGGAGUGAACAACAGUUUUGUUGACAUUACUGUCCAGCUAAGCCAAGAUUACAGAGGAAGAACUAAAGGCCUAUUGGGUGUUUGGGAUGGAAACAAGACUAAUGAUGUCCUGAAGCGUAACGGUACACUUCAACAACCCACCGCUGCUGAUGGGGAGAUGCUUGAACGAGACUACUUUGAUUUCGGCGAAACCUGGCGUGUCUCCGUCAAUGAUUCCCACUUCUACUACUUGCCACCCGAGGAGAGCUGGGACAACAUGAAUGACCUGUCCUUCCAACCGAAAUUCUUGGAGGAUUUACUGAACAGCGUGGAUGCAGAGACACGCCAAAAGGUGGAAGAGGUUUGUGGGGAGAGCAGAGAGUGUCUGUACGACUCGUUGGCACUGAAUGAUACGUCAAUCGGAAUGGCCACACUGGAACUAAAUGAAAAAAACAGUGCAGACCUCGAAUCAGCAACCAAUUACCCGCCCAAAUUGACGCCCAUUGCGAGCAUUAAGGCAACCGUCGGACAGACACUCAUGCUGCAAUUGGAAGCUAUGGAUCCAGAUGGGGACGAGGUUGCAUAUCACCUGCUCGAGGCGGUUGACAGUGCCGUCAUUACAGAAGGAGCUGGCCUUUUCACCUGGACGCCAGUUGACAAGUCAAAGGUCAAGGUCGGUUUCCUAGCAACAGAUGGACGAUCUAAUUCUACAAUUGAGCCAAUAGUGGAUCUUUGUGACUGCCAAAAUGGCGGAACGUGUCUCUCGGAUCAGUAUGCUGACGGUACCAAUCUCAUCCAAGACCGCUUCGGGGUUUUGUUGUGUGAGUGUGAGCCAGGUUGGACCGGAGAGUUCUGUGAGGCAAACUACGACGCUUGCGCAGACAGCCCGUGUUUCCUGGGCGUCGAGUGUGUAGACGAAGACCCGCCAUCUUUGAAUAGCACGUGUGGACCUUGUCCAGAGGGACUUGAAGGCGAUGGAAAAACAUGCACAGAUAUCGAUGAGUGUGAGUUGUACAAAGAUGAGCCAGUCAGCAAUGGCGGGCGUGGAUGUGAUCAGAUCUGUGAGAACACCCUGCUGGGUUUUAAAUGUAGCUGCAACACGGGAUACUAUCUGGACGAGGAUGGGAAGACAUGCUUGGAACUAUCAGUUUCCAGCUGUUUGAAUGGAGGGGAAUUCGAUGAAGACACUCGUGAGUGUAUCUGUCCAUUGAUAUAUUCUGGACCUACCUGCGCAGAUGAGAAUCCUUGUUUCUCUAAUAGCAGUUUAUGUUCAGGGACUGGUCAGCAUUGUUUACCAGAUGAAAACGAAGAGGGCUUCGCAUGUCACUGCCGCGGUUAUGAAGGAUACGUCCAAAGCGACGAUGGGUCAUGUAAAAAAUACCCUUCAAUUGGAGUGGUGAUCAGAGCAUUAUUGAACUUCUCCGAAUCCUACACGAAUCCAACGUCUACCGCGUUCAAAACCACUGCUGCAAUGUUUGAACGGGCGAUCAUGAAUACGCUGGAGGCAAAUCCGACCACAAGUAACGCUGUAUCAGUGCAAGUGACAAAGAUGGAAGCAGGCAGUUUGAUUGUCACGUUUGUGGUAUCAUUCCCUGAGAAUGGAGCGCCCUCUCUAGUCAACCUGGAACAAGUUUUGUCAAGUAGUGCCAGCCUGAUUGAUGGCAGUACAACGAUUCCUAUCGAUCCGGAGUCAGUUCGUGCUCAAGAGGUUCUGACAACCUGCCCUAGUGAUCACUGCCUUAACGGUGGGACAUGUGAACGGCCCAGCUUCUCCCCAUGGUUCAUUUGCAGUUGCUCGGCUGGAUACACCGGGGAGCGAUGCGAGACGCAGCUUGAUCCAAUACCAAGUGAUGAUGGUCUGUCUACCGUCGCUUUAGUGUUUAUCAUCCUAGGCUCUGUGUGUCUUGUCUUCGUCGUGGUAUUUCUGCUUCUGUACAUUGUGGUUCGGAAGAAGAACAAAGUGGACCCCGCCUUCAGCGGCAGCCAGAGCCCGUCGGGAGACGCUGACAGUCUUGACCAUCGUGACGAUCACGCCUUGGUGCCCGUCGAAGAAGGGAUAGGAUUGAGAAGUCUGAGCCCGGAAGCCUCCCUGACACAAAAGACUGGCGAGAAUAUGGACAGUCGUAAGAUAACCGUCGAGGAGGACAUUAAGGAGAUUUAAUUAGAGCCAUACUCGUAAGUAUAUACUUAGAAAUAAACAUCACUUUACACGCAUUAAUUUCUGCUCUGUUUAAUCUUUCCACGUGGACUUUAAUGUCUACCUAUCAUUUAUUGCGCUCAACCUAUCCUUUCAUUUUUACAUUGACUGAAGGCAAUGGAUGCAGCUGGUGUGACAUUCUUUCAUAGAACGUUACCAGAGGUGAACUGUUAUAACGUCUCUUGCUUACAUGUAGUUUUGUACAAGUCCAGAGAUGAUUGCUGCUGGUUUUAUGUCACUCUCAGACUAUAGAUUGUGUUUAAUACGCACCGCUAUUUUUUAAGUAUGUGUUUUCACGCCCAUUUAAAAAAAAUCAUUCAAAUUCAUAAACGGUUAACUUCACUUUGUCUCGAGAAGACAGGAACGUUAAAAUGCUACAAUUACUUUAAUGUUGGUCAUUCCAGUUGACCAAUGGUUAAUCGAAUUUGUCCAUUCGAUGUCGUCAAAUUUCACUGGAAUUCGUCUCACCUGAUGACCAUCUACAUAAUGUAAGGAUUUUAAUUCGUCUUUGUUCAAUCGAUUUAAAGAAAUUAUCGAUCAAAUUGAUCAGUCUAAUGCGCACAGAUGUAUUUGGCCUUGCACAGACGUAUUUGUCAUGGUGUAUUGCGAGACAAGAAAUUGAAGGUUUAACAACCAAUCCAAAGGACAAAAAGAAGAACUGAAUUGACUGUUUCCGAAAGAUGUGAAAAUAUAAACCAUUUUGCUUUUCAUAAGUGCAUUAUUAUAGGCCUACUUAUUUCUUGCAUGAAAUGAAAAGUAUGCAUUUUCAUUUGCCUGUGUACACCUUAUUUCUUUUAGUUGUUGACGCAUAAAAUUGUCAAAGAACUAAAUUGAUACACAAAUAAGUAUUGAAAAAUAUAUAAAAAAAUCGCAUAAUAAUUAUACAUGAAAAAUGCUUAUUUUAGGUCAUAGACCUACGUUAAAUAAGGAGAUGAAUGUACUAAACAGACACAACAUUCACGAGACGAAUUUGAAUGAAAUUUAUAUAACAUUGAUUGCAAAAUGACAACAUUGAUUCAUCUAUCGUUCGGCAAUUGCAGGCGUCGAAAUUUAACUGUCUUUCAGGAAAGAGUAUGGAUAAGGUAUGAAAUUGUCUGAACAAAGUGCGAAAAUGAACGACCGAAAUUAACAUGGGGUAUGCAAUAUCGUGAGUUUUCAAGACGAAAUUGAAGUAAAACGUUUAUGAAUUUGAAUUUAAAAAAAAAGGUUUAAAAUGUGCGGGAAAACAUAUUUUAUAAGAAUAAUUCAAGCAUCUUACAGAGUCUUAAGAAAUUAUCAAACACCUUUGGUUGUAGAAUAAGGUCAACGUAAACAACAAUGCAUUUCGUGAAUCAUUCUUUAAACUAUAAAAUGGGGAAUUUUCUGAAACUUGUAAUUUGUCAAAAAUAACACGUAAACAGAGCAGAAGUGUGUUUUGUCCAGACUGAAAAUUGCUUAAAUAUAUAUAAAUAUGAGGUAUGUUGGUGGAGAAUAAAGGGGUUGAUAUGAAUCCGUCCAUUGAAGAAUUAUUAAUAAUUAUAUAGGUUUUCCGGUAAAUUUCUGAAUUUUUCUAAUCGUUUUCAUUAUCAGCCAUUCAAUUUCGCUUGACUUUUGCACGUGAUAAAAUUGGGGUUUCAUUUUUUAUUUUGGGGGCAUUCAAUUUCAUUUUUAGGCAGCCAAGAUCUUGCGUUUUGGGACAUUCUAUUUCGUUUAGUUGCAUUCAAGACUAACUUUGUAGCAUUCUUACAUUAAGUCUUUGCAACCUUUUGACGGUUGACGCAUUCAAAUUAGCGAACGUCGGUGCGCUCUUAACGUAUUACCAUGAUUUUCGUUUCUUAUUCCUUUAUUGGC